AGUGAAAUUUCCAAAAACAUGAAAACCAUCGCGAUUAUUUUACUGGCCUUGUGCAGCUGCUUGCUGUUGCACACCACCGUAGCUCUUCCUGUCGACGAUUCGGUUGAGGUUGAGGUCGGCGAUGUUAUUGUCAUUGACUCAGUUCCCGCCGAAAAGCCAGAAGAGAAACCAGAACAGAGCAAGGAGAGCAGCCAGAAUAUUGUUAUCGAUGCAUCCAUUCAAUCCACCGCUCACAUUGAAGUUCCCGAGUCAGUUGCAGAGGAGUUGAUUAAGGCUAUGGUUGAAGCUUUCCAGAAGAUGCAGGUGUCUGGAGAUGUUAGCGUUCAAAGUCACGUUUCCAUGCCUGAAGAGAAACCGGCACAAGAAAUGGGAGAACAGCAUAGCCGCAGCAAGCGCGCUACUUGCGAUUUAAUGGAUGCUUCUGGUUGGUCCAAAACUUUAUGCGCUGCCCAUUGCAUUAUGUUGGGACACCGCGGAGGCUAUUGUAACGGAAGAUCUAUCUGCGUAUGCCGUGAUUAAAUCGGAGUCGUAGGAAGCCGGAAGUGUUGAAAAACAUUGGUAGAAAUCUUCAGCUGUGCUUUAAUGGAUUUGUAUGUACUCGUAUGUAUGCAAAUACAAUCUGGUUUAUAUAAAUAAAAAAUGCUUGAUACAAAUCCAAAA
Molecule: messenger RNA, 660 nt
Organism: Anastrepha obliqua
Lineage: Eukaryota; Metazoa; Arthropoda; Insecta; Diptera; Tephritidae
Product: defensin-like
Exons: 1
Coding region: 19-519 (166 amino acids)
Biological process (GO): defense response to bacterium; humoral immune response
Source: RefSeq, a predicted model, not a curated record